Colletotrichum destructivum is the source of this 411-nucleotide messenger RNA. RefSeq lists its product as uncharacterized. NCBI's taxonomy places the organism in Eukaryota, Fungi, Ascomycota, Sordariomycetes, Glomerellales, Glomerellaceae. The transcript has 2 exons. The coding region runs from base 1 to 411 and encodes 136 amino acids. The record is from RefSeq and is a predicted model, not a curated record.
AUGAACCGCAUCAAGAACGGCAUCUCCCACCUCCACCUCCGCUGCACUUUGAGGCGGCUCAAGAACGGGCCCGGCCUCGGAAACUGCGGCAGAGUUAGCUGCGCUGGUCGCUCCGACGCCUGGUGGUGCAACGGUGAACGAAGCAUAAAGGAACUCGUAUCAUUCGGCUCCAUCGCCGGCGGCGCUGAAGACCUUGUGGAUGGGUGCCAGAUCGACAGCGGCCUCUCGGCUCAGAUGGCAGGGCAGGUGUUUUACAAGACGAACUGGAAUCUUGUUGUGCACUGGGACGGGGACAACUGCCGCACGUUACUGCCCUAUGACUUAGGCGGCAAUGGUAGAAACUGGAGACCAGCGGCCUUCUGGAUGCAUGCCUGGACGGGACGGCCCAGGAUGGGCUUCCUGAUUGGGUGA